GUUAGGUUGUUAUUUUUGUUUAUUGUUUUGUUUUUUGUUGAGGCUGAAAAAAGGAGAGUUUAAAGUUUAAAUUGGAAAGCGGAGGUUGAGGUUGAAAGCAAAGUUGAAAAAAUAUGUAAUUUGCUGAAAAUCUUGUUUAUAAUUAUUAUUAUUUCAUUUAUCUAUGACCCCUGCCCCUGUUCUUACAGUAAAGUAGCAGUGGGCUGUGGAUUGAGAUUGAAUUGAUUUUCAACAGGAGUGUCAGCUGUUGAAAAAUAUUUGUUUUUUUUUCUAAAAUAAAUUUUGCUUUUUCUGUUGUGACGAUUGUGUUGGUCGAAAAUGAACGAAACUGCGAAAAAAAAAGUGAAUUAUUCGGUAAGCGAGAAAAGCUUAUUGCUUAGUAUUGUCCAACGUUUUAAAAACGUUGUCGAAAACAAGAAAACUGACGCAGUUACCUGGAGGGAAAAAGACUCUGCAUGGGAGAAAAUAGCGGAGAUUUUCAGCUCAAAAUCCACAGGAGUAUUACGGACGAAAGAUUCCUUGAGAAAGCUUUACGAAAAUUUAAAAAAAAAUGUUAGGAAACAGGUGGUUGACGAAAAAAAACUACUUAUUUGUACUGGAGGAGGGCCACCACCUGCUAAGAAACCAAAGGCUGAAAAUGAUUUAAAGGAACAAAUAUUAUCUAUUGUUAACAGUAAGACUGUUUAUGGUCUACCAAGUAUUUUCGAUGGAGAUGCUGUGAAGGAGAAUAGAGAUAAAUCACCUCAGCCAGGCUGCAGCAAAGACUUCUACCAACUAGACACUGAUCAUGAUUAUUUCUCCUUCGAUAAUGAAAAUGAAGUUAUAGUUGUGGAAACAUCCACUCCUAGAAAGGGAAUAUUAGUGAAUACUGAUCAGAAUACAGAACCACAAAACAAUAAAUACCAAAAACAUGAAUCCUGCCAGAAAUUUGCUGCCACCACAAAUGAAGACAGCAUUAUAAUGGAAAAAUCAAGCAAGGAUAUUAACAUCUUUAAAACAAAAAAAGAUGAUGCUUUACAUGUGGACUCGCAUGUGGAUGGAUGUAGUGCAUAGGGUUCCAGAAGAAAACCUGCAAUGAAGGAAACUGGUGGGGCAGAUUUAAAAAGAGAAUACUCUUCCUUGGCUAAGGCAAAAUUUGAAUUAUACUCGGAGGAAUUGAAACUAGCUAAAAGUCGAAUAAAAAGGGAAGAAGAACUCCACGAACUUAAUAAAGAGAGCCUUAAUUUAGAAAUUGAGAAAAAACGGUUGGAGAUAAAACGUCUUCAAGCAUUUGUUGUAGAAUAAAAAAAGUCAAUGUGAUUAGUUAACAUACCAAAGAAAAUAUUUAGAUAUGUAUUGAUUAAUUACAUUUAAGUACCUGAGUGUUAGGAAUAGUCCAACAUUAUUUAAGUUGUGAUUGUGUUGCAGAGCAAAAUAUUUAUUUUUUAUUUUCAUUAUCAUAUUAUUUUGUUUCUUUUAAGACAUGUUAUAAACUGAAACACUGAUUUUGUUUGAAUUAAAAUGUACCUUCUAAGGCAUUGUGCAAUAUAUCCUGUUAAAAAAUUAAAAAUUUUGAUAAAUAUUACGUAAACUGUAAUUAACAAACCAGCUUUUCCACUUAUGAACUGAGCUAGUUAUCAAUCACAUGUAAAUAAUUUGCACAGCUUUAAACCUUCAUUUGAUUGAACUAAAAUAAAAUUGUGCAAACCUCGUCAAAUUAUGAACUAUUCCAAAAUACUGCGAAAAAGGCUUGCUCUAUAAUAUUAUGCAGGGAGAAUAUAAAAAAAAAAAACUAAGUUUGGAAUGGAAUUAUUUUACUUCUAGAUUGCACUAAAAACCAAACAGCAAAAAUAUAUUAUGCAUAAUUAUAUACAUUUUCUAUCUAUCUAAAUCUGCAAAAUAAUUUAUUAUUCCCUCUCUUAUCCCAAGUGCUUGUAAGUCUGCAGCUUGGUCCACAGGUGGAAUUCCAGGAACUAAAUCUUCUUCCAUCCUUCUCAAAAAUCUUUCCAAGUCUUCUGGAUCUGGUGGAUCAGCCUCAUUUUGUUCUCUGCAUAUAUUGUGCAGAACUGCCAAAGCUACUAUAAUUAUUAAAAGCGUCUCCAGUUUAAGACGACAUCCAUAGGCAAGUAUAGGAAAACGCCUCUUUAUUAUUCCAUUUACCCUUUCUAUGAUGUUCCGGGUUCUUAUAUGAGCCUCAUUGUAUAGCUGUUGCUCCCUAGUUUGUGGGUUGAGUAAUGGAGUAAGCAAAUAUGGCCUUUGAAAAUAACCACUAUCUCCUGCAAAAAAAAAAUAAUUGUGUUAUAAUAAGUGUGAAAAAUGAUCGCUUUGCUUGUUCCACAAAUGUUAAUAUGCAUGCUUUUGAGCAUGCUUUUAAUGCAAUUUUCGCAUGUAUUGUAUAUUAUACAAGAUUUUUUCCACAAGUGAGACUUUUCACACUAGUGUGCUACAUGAAGUUAAUUUUUCCACACUGAAAUGGACUUUUCACACGCUCAUAGAAAAAGUCUGUUUUUACCUUGAGCUUUAGGGUUCUUUCCAAAGGAUAUACCUAUCUACUGUUUUACUUACCUAGCAAAAGGCAAUUUGGAAAAUUAUUCUGGUCAAAAAGUUGUUUAAUUCGGCUGUUAUUAAAAAUUGUACUAUCAUGACUCGAUCCAGGCCAUCGUGCUACAAUGUUAGUUAUUUUGAGAUUGGCAUCACUAAUGAUUUGGGUAUUUAUUGAAAAAUAACCCUUUCGGUUGCGGAAAAUUUCAGCAUCAUUUCCACCUAAAAAUGACAACGAAGUAAUUGAAAUAUUAAUUUCAGUUUCUUGUAGUUUAUUUUCUGAUUUAAUGUUGAAAAGAGGAAUAUCAGAUAAAUGAUAAAUGCAUCGUUACUGGUAACCAAAAUCUAUUUAAAGAAAAAGUGCCUCCUCCUUCUGAUAAUAUUUUGUAAUGUAAGCAUCACUUUUU
Molecule: messenger RNA, 2927 nt
Organism: Ceutorhynchus assimilis (cabbage seed weevil)
Lineage: Eukaryota; Metazoa; Arthropoda; Insecta; Coleoptera; Curculionidae
Source: the annotation of a GenBank genome assembly